Messenger RNA from Cordyceps militaris CM01, 1077 nucleotides. Its product is annotated as serine family amino acid catabolism-related protein. The transcript is spliced from 2 exons. The coding region runs from base 1 to 1077 and encodes 358 amino acids. The record is from RefSeq and is a predicted model, not a curated record. Gene Ontology annotation, biological process: L-threonine catabolic process; L-serine catabolic process. NCBI's taxonomy places the organism in Eukaryota, Fungi, Ascomycota, Sordariomycetes, Hypocreales, Cordycipitaceae. Gene Ontology annotation, molecular function: threonine deaminase activity; pyridoxal phosphate binding; L-serine ammonia-lyase activity.
AUGGGAAGUGAAAUCAAAAUUCCCUACAUCGAGACGCCGCUGGUCAAGUCGGCCAACUUGUCCCGCGCCGCCGGUUGCAAUGUCUACCUGAAGCUAGAAAACCUGCAGCCUUCCGGCUCGUUCAAGUCGCGCGGCAUCGGGCACUUCAUGGUCGAGCAGCUCAAGGCCCUCCGCGCGGCCCCCGGCGCGUCGUCCGCGGCCACGGCGCACUUUUACUCGUCGUCGGGCGGCAACGCGGGGCUGGCGUGCGUGCACGCCGCCCUCACGCUCGGCUGCGCGGCGACGGUCGUGGUGCCGCUCUCGACGACGGCGUUUAUGAUUGACAAGCUGCGGGCGGCCGGCGCCACCGACGUGGUGCAGGUCGGCGCGUCCUGGCAAGAGGCCGACGACCACCUGACGGGGACGCUGGUGCCGGCGGCGCGCGCCGGCGGCGAGGCGCCCGUGUACGUGCCGCCGUUUGACGCGCAGGCCAUCUGGGACGGCAACGCGGGCAUCACGCGCGAGGUGCUGCGGCAGGUCGCCGCGACGGUGCGCCACUACCCGGUCACGGCGGCCGCCGCCGACGGGCUGCCCGCCGUCGACACGACGCCCAACGUUGACGCUAUUGUAUGCAGCGUCGGCGGCGGCGGGCUCUUUUCUGGCAUCAUGCAGGGCGUCGAGGAGUUUGGCCUGCAGCACCGCACCCGCGUCGUCGCCGUCGAGACCCACGGCGCCGACUCGCUGCACCAGGCCGUCCAGAAGAUGGAGCCCGUCACCCUGCCGGCCAUUACGAGCCUCGCCACCAGUCUCGGCGCCCGUCGCGUGUGCAGGCAGGCGUUCGAGUACGGCCUCCGCGACAACGUGUCGACCGCGGUGCUGACCGACGCCGACGCCAUCCGCGCGUGCCGCCGGUUCGCCGACGAGGAGCACUUUGUGGUCGAGCUGGCGUGCGGGGUGUGCUCGGCCCUGAUCUACAAUGGCCAGAUCAAGGAACACAUUCCCGGGUUCAACGAGAACUCGACCGUGGUGAUUGUGGUGUGCGGCGGCAGCAAUAUGUCGUAUGACAUUAUGGACAAGUACAUGGCUGGACUGGAAUAG